Messenger RNA from Plenodomus lingam JN3, 2430 nucleotides. RefSeq lists its product as uncharacterized. The record is from RefSeq and is a predicted model, not a curated record. NCBI's taxonomy places the organism in Eukaryota, Fungi, Ascomycota, Dothideomycetes, Pleosporales, Leptosphaeriaceae. Gene Ontology annotation, molecular function: oxidoreductase activity; methylmalonyl-CoA epimerase activity. Gene Ontology annotation, biological process: L-methylmalonyl-CoA metabolic process; amino acid metabolic process.
AUGUCUCUGACCACUGUGUCCAAUGUUUCUGCCCCCACUUCCGUUGUUGUUUCAUCAGCGCCCCGAAUCUGCCACAACGAUACCAAUAACUCUACAUCGAUCUCAAACACAAGCUCCUACGAACCGAAGUGCAAUGCAAAAGCGCUACCAGCAUACACUGUCAUAGAUGAACGUUGUGUUUGGCAUUGGACAGACAAGCUCUCUGAAGCCGAAGGUUGGAUCGUCAUUGAUUCGCCAAUACCCACAGCUUCCGGGGGAGGUUUGUUCCUGCACAAUGCCGCAACUUUGGAGGAGGUUCGCGACGUCGCUACCACCAUGAGUGCAAAGCUCGCAGUAUCUUCCCAGCCUCAAAUUGUUGGUGCAAAAGGCGGCAUCAGAUUUCCAUCCUGCGACCCUCGAGCUCCUGCUGUACUGGAACGCUUCAUCCGCGACAAUGCUGCUGUCAUCUCGCAGUACUGGGGGACUGGAGGAGAUAUCAAUACGGACCACAGAGUCAUCGAUGAGCAUGCUAGGACAUACUGCGCUCCAGGUACUGCGACCGCACUGGACGCUUUACGCAAAGCUUUGGGCUCGGAAACUACAGCGUCUGUCGAUAUACAUGGUCUCCUGAACGAGAGGAUUUGCCAGAGCGAAUGGUCCGUCAAUGAGUUCAGUGUUGGCCACGUCAUGGCUGUCACGCUUAGGGAACUCCUCCUACGUAGCGCACCCGAUCUCAUAGGGCAAGUACGCCUUAUUCUCCAGGGCUUUGGGGGCGUAGGCGCUACUUUCGCCGAGGCUGUAAAGCAACUUGGUAUCGGCGAGGUAGUCGGUAUCUCCAGUCAAUAUGGCUUCAUUUUUGACAGGGAUGGCAUCGAUUGCGCGAGUAUCGAAAUGAGCAGACGGCGUGCGAUAGGCAGUGGCUCGGUCCGAAGUUUUGACCCUCGAAGCCUAGAGGCUGGUCUCUCUCAGUCCCAGCUACAGUCUGAGCUAUAUUCUCCUCGGAGACCUGACACCAGCGACGAAGAACACCUCACUCACUUCCUGAGUGUUUGCAAAGGUCAUGUGUUCGUUCCUUGUGCCCAGCGCUACGUCGUCAGCUCAAAGAUCAUCUCCACUUUGAUCAACGAUACGUUUGCUGAAGCUCCUUCUCAUGCUCGGUUCAUUCUUGCGGGAGCGAACAACGUGUUCAAUUCAACUGAACGCAAAGAUGACAUCUUGUCUAUGCUUGAUUCUGCCAGUAUUCGAAUGCUGCCCGAAUGGAUCAGCAACUCUGGGACCAGUAAUCUCUUCAUGCGGGCCUGCAGUGGACUUGCGUUGGAAGGAUACGCCGCGAGCACUUUGGAGGCAUGCGCCAAUGAUACUAAAGCUUUCAUAAAUGCCGUCUUCGUCAAGGUGGGCGAAAAAGCCAAUAAUGCGGCUAUCUGGGAUGCUUGUGAAGGCCUUGCAAACGCUCUAAGAAGUGCCGGAGCCGUCAAUCUUCUCGGUGUGAAGGGACUGACCCAUCUGAAAUUAGCAUCAUCUGAUGUGGCCAGAGCCAGCCAGACGAUUAUGCAAUUGUACGGUGCCAAAGUGAGUGCUGAUGGCAGCUGCUUCCAACUUCCUGGGCCCGGAGAUCCAACCAUCAGUGUAGCCAAGGCUGCUGAAGGCAUGGGUCCUGCCGGCAUGGGCUUCUCCGUUUGCUUCUCCGUUUACAAUCUUGCAAAAGCUCGCGAGUUGCUCAAAGCUGAAGCAUACACCUUCCAUGAGGAAAAUACGGAAGGACAAGCUGAGUUGAUUAUCGACUCUGAGGAAGCUGGUUAUCCUACUAUUCUUUGUCAGGCUCCAGCCCAAGAGCCGUCUCAUGACAACUUCUCUUCCUCUUCCGAAGUGCUGAGCUCAGUGGUGAAUUCGAUUCAACAUUUAGACCACUACGCUACCAUUCAGCCUGAUACCACAAAGAUUAAACUCUUCCACGAGCGCAUGCUAGGCUUCAAAUACGUUCGGACCUUCACUGUCAAUACUGGCUCUAGGGCCGAUGGCCAAGACGAUGGCCGAAUGCAUCUCAUGAGUUGGCCAUUUGACAACAAGCGAAUCGCUUUUCUCACAGAAAGCCUGUCAGACGAUUCUGUGUUUUCGAAGCUUCUGAAGCGCAAAUGUAGAUCACACGUUCAUCAUUUCGCAAUGAAAGUGGACAAUGUUGACGCUGUGUUUGUUGAGGCAAGGGCCCGAGGCUGGGGCACCACCUCUGAAGAACUCAGCGUCGAUCUUGGCACCGGCCUACGACAAUUCUUCAUCAAGGAAGAGGAGUGUGGCUCUGUUCUGGAAUUCAUCGGAGACAACAAGCCGCAGUCCUCCGAAGGCGGCUCAGCCUCUGCCGCUCGGUAUGGUGAGAUCAUGGGUGAUGACGCGGGUGAAGGGAAGAAGUUUUACAGUGGCAAUAUUGCUAACUUGGCUAAUUCAUGCGACGUUUGA